AUGGUGAUAUUUUUGGUGCACCCACGUUCAGAAUAUGUGCUGCAAAGCGAUUUGAGUGUCCAGAAGAAAAAAGACCUGAAGCUGUGCCGACAAGGAGCAAUCCCUGAAGACUUCCACCCAUGGUACAAGCAGCUGCCAACAUCAAGUACUGCCGAAGAUUAUGCCGAGAAUCAUUCAGAAGAAGAGGGAGAUCAACAAGAUGAU
Iphiclides podalirius (scarce swallowtail) is the source of this 204-nucleotide messenger RNA. The record is from the annotation of a GenBank genome assembly. Lineage: Eukaryota; Metazoa; Arthropoda; Insecta; Lepidoptera; Papilionidae.